Asparagus officinalis (garden asparagus) is the source of this 1717-nucleotide messenger RNA. RefSeq names its product suppressor protein SRP40. The record is from RefSeq and is a predicted model, not a curated record. The transcript is spliced from 6 exons. Gene Ontology annotation, molecular function: protein binding. NCBI's taxonomy places the organism in Eukaryota, Viridiplantae, Streptophyta, Magnoliopsida, Asparagales, Asparagaceae. Bases 39 to 1469 code for a protein of 476 amino acids.
UGUUGUCUCGCGGUCUCCCUUCGCCCUCGCAACUGCUCAUGCUGCGGGCGCCAAAGCCGCCCGCCACGUCAGCCCUAAUCCCCUUCGUCCCUCGUCAGGUCAUGCUCGACUCCAAAUCCUCGACCUCAAUCGACAGCAAACUCAAGAACAAAGAAAUGGAGAAGGAGAACAAGAAGAAGAAGAAGGAAUCGAGGGGCAGGGCGUCAGAAACCCUAGAAAAUGGUUCAGGUGCGCCCGAAACCCUAGAAGUAGACGGCGAUGGGGGCAGGAGAAAGGAUCGGAAGUUGCUUCUCAGUUCGAUUGCGGGCUUCCUCGAGAGCAGUGGGUUCCUCAGGACGCUGUCUGCGUUUCGGUCUGAGGCUGAGAUCGAGAGUGAUGGUUCCGCAGCAGCUUCGAUUAAUCUUGAAGAUCUAUUUUUCAAGUUCUUGGAAACAAGUACCUUGCAUGUUGAAAUAAAAGAUAAGAAAAAGAAAAAGAAAGAACCUCCUGCCUCUGUUGAAGAAAAUGCAAACAAGAGUCAUUUGGAAAUCAGUCCUGAGAUAGCCAAAGAGUGCGACACACAUGAUAAGGCAAAGAAAAGGAAGAAACACAAGAUGAGCUCAGAGGAUCAUAACGAGAACACUGAAGCCAAGGAUCACAAAGAAAAGUUUCAAGAAGAUGUUGAAGAGAAAAUAGCCGAACUGAAGUCUUUGCCCAACAUGAUCAAUCUACCAGCAGAGACAAAUGGAGAACAUAAAAGUGAAAAGAAAAAGAAAAAGAAAACAAAUUCAGUCACAGAUUCUCUUUCUGUUAAUGAGAUCAAACAAACUACAGAAACCUCUAAAGAAUCUGAAUCUGUAAAGGAAAAGGACUCAAUAUCAGAAAACAAUGGAAACAUUGAGAAAAAAGUUCACAAGAAAAGAAAAAGACUGGAUUCUGAAGAAAGAGCAUUACAUGAUGAAAAUAGCAAGAAAAGUGAAACUCCACAAAAGUUGGAUAAGUCUUCACUAGAGAGUGAGGACACAAAUGCUUGUAAAAAAAGGAAGAAAAAGAAAGGCAGUGAAAGCUCUGAUGAAGCUGGCAUAACAUCUAAUCAAGAACAAGAUCCUAGCUGUCAGCAUGAGGAGAAGGAAUUGGGCACACGUCAAUUGCCUAGUGGUGAAUCUAAGAAAAAUGAAGAAGAGAAGGGGACUGCAACAAAAUCAAAGAAAAAGGAAAAACACUCAGCUGAGCCGAAAACAGUCAAUGCGUUUCAAAGAGUGAAGGUUGAUGAGGUUAAAUUUGCUGAUGAGAGACUUCAAGAUAAUUCUUACUGGGCUCUGGAUGACACAGGCAGUGGAUAUGGUGCGAAGGCACAAGAAGUUCUUGGUCAAGUUAGGGGAAGAGAUUUUAGACAUGAGAAGACCAAGAAGAAGAGGGGAACCUACAGGGGCGGGCAGAUUGAUUUACAAUCACAUUCCAUAAAGUUCAAUUACUCAGACGAGGAAUGACGCGAGGCAACAAGCAAUCUUCAUCUGGGAUUACAAUGUACUUUGAUCGACAGAUCGAUUAAAAUUUUGAGCACCCUAGCGUUCAAUUUGUAUGUGUAACGGACACCCGUUAUUUAUUGUCUCAUGCUCUUGCUUUUUGUGAACAUCCAAUUGAAUUUAUGGAACUUAGUUCUCUGUUUCUUUCGCCAUAAUGCAAAUGAUGGCGAGUUUCAAUGGGAAAAGAUUCACGUACCGUCUCUCUGGUAAAA